AGACGUGUUACUUUGUGUACGAGUUAAAGAGGUUACGUUCACUUAUCUCCUUAUAUAUUUAUUUCCGGUGCAUUUGACGUAGCUACGUUUACACCGGCGUUGUCCACACUCGGACACAUUCCCGGAGGGUCUGAGCAGGUCCAGUUGUCGGUGAGAAACGUUAAGGUCCAUGGUGUGGACCGGAGUCGCCGGCACAAGGCUACAUAUAGCGGCGGCGCGGCCUGUACAUCAUCGGUCUAUGCUGCUGAAGCCUGCCGCACAUGGCGCCUGUAUACGGUAUGCAGUGCCGCCCUGGCGCCGCUGGAUGUCAAAACGCGAUUCAAGCAAAUCUUCUUUUGUUUCAAAGGUCCCGCAGUUUCCGACUUGGGAGCCAGUAGCGGAAAACCAACUUCCUCCGCGUACUAAAAUCUCUCCAGACCUGGUGGACAAGUUGGAGAGACUCGCUCUUGUUGAUUUCGGAAACCAGGAAGGUGUGAACUGUCUGGAGGAAGCAAUUCGCUUUGCCGAUCAGCUCCAUGUUGUUAACACAGAUGGCGUGGAACCGAUGGAUUCUGUGCUAGAAAACAGAGCUCUGCAACUGAGGAACGACGAGGUGAAGGAGAGCGACUGUGUCUCGGAACUCCUUCAGCUCGCCGCAGACAGAGUGGAGGAGUACUUCGUGUCACCUCCAGGAAACAUCCCACUCCCGAAGAGAGAGGAGCGAUUGGCCAUGUUGAAGCAUUCUGCAUUCUGAAUUCAAUAUAUUGUGACUUGUUUUGAUGUGUAGAAAUGUAUAAUUGUGUAAUAAAUAUGUCUAUUUUAA
Electrophorus electricus (electric eel) is the source of this 802-nucleotide messenger RNA. RefSeq names its product glutamyl-tRNA amidotransferase subunit C (gene gatc). Gene Ontology annotation, biological process: regulation of translational fidelity; mitochondrial translation; glutaminyl-tRNAGln biosynthesis via transamidation. Lineage: Eukaryota; Metazoa; Chordata; Actinopteri; Gymnotiformes; Gymnotidae. The record is from RefSeq and is a predicted model, not a curated record. Gene Ontology annotation, cellular component: mitochondrion; glutamyl-tRNA(Gln) amidotransferase complex.